This is a messenger RNA of Bradysia coprophila, 1652 nucleotides long. RefSeq names its product Isocitrate dehydrogenase (NAD(+)) 3 non-catalytic subunit gamma (gene Idh3g). NCBI's taxonomy places the organism in Eukaryota, Metazoa, Arthropoda, Insecta, Diptera, Sciaridae. Gene Ontology annotation, cellular component: mitochondrion. The record is from RefSeq and is a predicted model, not a curated record. Gene Ontology annotation, biological process: tricarboxylic acid cycle; isocitrate metabolic process.
ACCACUGUCAACUGACAACAAAAAAUUUAACCUUAGAAAUUGUGUGUUCAAUCUCUUUGGGAACCAAUUUACAUUUAACAACCCAUUCGCAACACCAAAUUCCUAAAAGUUAACAUUAAUCUGACAAAAUGGCAUUGCGUCUAGCCAAAUUCACCAAAGACAUCGUUCGUCCAACGUUCAUUCGGUCGUUUGCCAGCAAAGACGAAGCAUUGUAUGACAUUCAGCACAAGCAACCGCUUCAGCGAAGGCUGACUGCCAUACCGAAUGCUCAGUACGGUGGCCGACAUGCAUGCACUAUGCUGCCAGGUGGCGGAAUCGGACCGGAACUGAUGAGUUAUGUGCGGGAGAUUUUCCGCUACUGUGGCGUGCCCGUUGAUUUUGAAAUCAUUGAAAUUGAUCCGAACAGUGAGGGAAAUGAUGAUUUGGAGUACGCAAUCACUUCGAUUAAACGGAACGGAGUGGCUAUCAAAGGUAACAUUGAGACGAAAAGUGAAGAAACUGACACCAUCUCCCGGAAUGUGGCGCUACGAAAUGAACUCGAUCUGUUCGUAAACGUGUUGGAAUGUAAAUCAUACCCGGGCAUCAUAGCACGCCAUCAAAAUAUCGACAUUGUGAUUGUACGACAGAAUACCGAAGGUGAAUACGCUAUGUUGGAGCACGAGAGCGUUCCCGGUGUUGUCGAGAGCAUGAAAGUCGUAACGGACGAGAACAGUGAACGUGUGGCUCGGUACGCAUUCGAGUAUGCCAAGAAUACCGGCCGAACACGCGUAACCACCGUCCACAAAGCCAAUAUCAUGAAAUUGUCCGAUGGUCUGUUCCUGGAGACAUCGCGUCGCGUCGCCAAAGAGUAUCCAAACAUCAAGCACAACGACAUGAUCAUCGACAACUGUUGCAUGCAAUUGGUGUCGAAUCCCCAUCAGUUCGAAGUGAUGAACAUGACCAAUUUGUACGGUACAAUCGUGUCGAAUGUCAUCUGCGGUAUCGCCGGCGGUGCUGGUUUGUUGGCGGGCAAAAAUUACGGCGACCAUUAUGCCAUAUUUGAGCCAGGCACGAGAAAUACGGGAACGGCCAUUGCCGGUAAGAAUAUUGCGAAUCCAGUGGCUAUGUUGAAUGCAUCGGUUGAUUUGCUGUAUCACUUGGGACAUAAGCAUCAUGCUGACGCUAUUUCGGACGCUGUGUACAAAACUGUUUGCGAGGAUAAAAUUCAUACACCAGAUUUGGGCGGCACACACACCAGUUUAGAUGUCAUACAGAACAUCGUACGACGACUAUCCGAAAAGACAAUUCACUGGCAAAGUGAAAUCGUCCAUUCACAUCAUUUCUAAAUUCAAAAUUUCAAAAUUUAAAUCAAAAACAAAAUUUGAAAUCUCAAGAGGUACGUUCGAUUUUGGUUAUUUUAAUUAUUUUUAUUAAGACACAAUUUGUUUCUGUUUGAUGGCUAUGAUGAAUUUAGUGGAUUUGUUAAUUUAAAAAAAAAUGAAAUUGUAGCCAACCACCUAAGCAGCAGGUGAUUCCGUUUAUAGAGGAAUCGUCUGCUGACUUUUUUUGUAUUUAGUGUUCCAUGUAUUUAACAUCCGUCGUACUUAAUAUUUAUUUUCGAAUUCUUUCUACCACUUUUUUUUGCAAUAAACGAGAAGAUUUAUUUAUUUUAA